AUGUGGAUCAUAUCUCAUCUCGUAUUUACAGCUUAUGAACUGAUCCGAACAGAGUUGCCACACACUCCCAAACGAACACCACAAGGCCCCUUAUUUUUCUUUCUUUCUUUCUUUCUUUCUUUCUUUCUUUCUUUCUUUCUUUCUUUCUUUCUUUCCAUCUGUCUUUCAUUCUUUCUUUCUUUCUGUCUUCUUCUUCUUCUGAUUAUUUAUUUAUUCUCUGACUAUGGACAUUUCGACUGCUGUUAUCUACCGAGAAACCGUUUUUUUAUUAUGGUUAUACUAUGCUUUCUUCCAGUUGUCGUUCUCAUACCUUUUCAAUUUUUAUUCUUUUUUUCUUUCUUAUCAUUUCGGAUAUGUUUAUUUUCUUAUUGUCCUUCCUUUCUUUUUAAUUUUCUUUCUUUCUUUCAUUCUUUUCUUUCUUUUCUUUCUUUUUCAUUUAGGAUGUUUCUAUUCCCUUAUUGUUCUUCCUAUCUAUUUAAUUUCCUUUUGUCUUUCUUUCUUUCUUUUUAUAAUUUCGGAUGUUUCUAUUUUCUUAUUGUCCUUCCUUUCUUUUUAAUUUUCCUUUUUUCCUUCUUUCUUUCUUCCUGUUUACCGAUGGAAGUAUCUCCAACCCCGCCAGUGUCGGAUGUAUCCAGCUCCCCGAAAACCGCUAAGGCCUCAAAUCUCACCAGCACAAAAAUUGGUCAAACGGAGAAUUACUAG
Molecule: messenger RNA, 702 nt
Organism: Acanthosepion pharaonis
Lineage: Eukaryota; Metazoa; Mollusca; Cephalopoda; Sepiida; Sepiidae
Source: the annotation of a GenBank genome assembly